AUGGAGGAUGGUCGUGUUGCGACUAAUCAACAAAUGAGUGAAAGGUAUCAAGUUUUAGGAAAUAUCCUCUUAGACGAAAUGCAACAAGCUCUCAAUGAACUGAAUAAUAGUGAUACGGGUUUUGCUCCAAUUGUUGAGUAUGCUGAGGAGCCUUUGUUGCCACUUGCUGAAGCAUGUGAUCCAUUAAUUGAUAUUCUUUAUAAUUUAUCAGCUGAUCCAUAUCCAUCACCACAGAUUUCUGACACUGGAAAAUUACCAGUUACUAUAGUGUUUGGAGGUUUCACAAAUAUCAAUCAAGUUGAUUUAGCAUUGCUCAACUAUGACGAUCAAAGCGUCGAUAUACUUCUAGGUAAUGGUAAAAAUGACUAUGAGACUGAAUUACAUUAUAAGACAGAUUUUGCACCAAGUUCUGUAUUCAACAUUGAUCUGAAUCAUGAUGGAUCCAUGGAUAUUAUUGUAACGAAUGCGGAGGCUGAAACCAUUAGCGUCUUGCUUGGUAAUCCAGACAAAACAUUUCAGACUUCGAUCGAAUAUUUUGUUGGCAACAAUCCGAUGUCAGUGACAGGAGGUUAUUUCAACAAUGAUACGCAGAUCGAUAUAUUAGUAGCAAACUAUGAUGAUGACAUGGUUAGCUUAGUGUUGGGUGAUGAAGAAGGUACAUUUUCUGAUAUUCAAAUAGCCUACGAUGUUGGCUCGCAACCUAUCUAUGUCAUAGCAGGCGAUUUUAAUAAGGACGGAAAACUCGAUUGGGCAGUUAUUAAUCAAGGUGAUAACACCGUCAGUAUAGCAGUUGCAUAUGGAGAUGGGACUUUUGAGGAUCUAAAGAGUUAUAGCGUUGGUGCAACACCAGUCUCUAUGACAUAUCAUGAUUUCAACGAUGAUGAUAAGAUAGAUUUGGCAGUGGCCAACUAUGGUGAUAAUAGUGUUAGUGUACUGUUCGGCAAUGGGGAUGGGACAUUUCAGGCUCAAAUCGUUUACGAAGUUGGUAUGAGUCCAAGUGCUGUAGUGGCAGCUGAUUUCAAUCAUGAUAGCCAUACAGAUUUAGCAUUAAGCCUUUCGAAUGAAUCUUCCAUCGCCGUGCUGUAUGGCAAUGGUAGUGGAAGCUUUCACAGACCUUUAAAGUAUAAGGUUGGUACUUCUCCAAGUGCUAUAAGAGCAGACGAUUUUAACAACGAUAGUAGAGUAGAUCUAGUAGUAGUCAAUUCUGGAGAAAACACCUUCAGUAUGUUGAUUAAUGGUGCGAAUGGUACAUUUCAAAAUCAAAUUAAAUAUGCCACUGGUGCGAAUCCAGUGGCGAUAACUUCAGCUGAUUUUGAUAGCGAUAAAAUAAUCGAUGUCUUGGUGGUCAAUAAGGGAGCUGAUAGUGUCGCUUUAUUUAUAUGCAAUGGAGAUGGAACCUGUCGUGGUCGAAUGCCGUACAAGCUUCAGAAGAAAGCCAAUUGGAUGGCAACAGGUGAUUUCAAUAAUGACACCAAAUUGGAUUUGAUACUGACUAACUCAGUCGAUCAUAGUAUUACUAUACUGCUUGGUAAUGGAUAUGGUAUCUUCCAAUCUGAAAUAGUACAGAAGAUUUAUUCCUUGCCACACUUCGUAGUAGUCCAUGAUUUGAAUAAUGACAUGAUGCUGGAUCUGGUUAUUGUCAAUUAUCACACAGACAGCAUCACUGUGAUGUUGGGUAAUGGAGAUGGAACGUUUCAAAAUGGAACACAGUUUGCGACUGCUAAGCGACCAAGUUCUGUAGUCGUGGGUGAUUUUAAUAACGAUAACAAAUCGGAUCUAGCAGUCACCAACUUAGGUGCUCAGAAUAUUAGCGUUCUAUUAGGAAAUGGAAACGGUUCUUUUCAGACUCAUAAAACAUUUAAAUGUGGUGCUAGCCCCAAUUUUGUAAUAUCAGUUGAUUUAAAUCAUGAUCAGAUCAUGGAUCUCGUAGUGGCUAAUCUAGGUGAUCAUAGUAUUAGUAUUUUAUUUGGCUGGGGAAAUGGAUCGUUUCAAGCUCAAAAGAAAUACGAUGUUGAUAGGGAACCAAGUCAUGUCAUGUCAGGCGAUUUUAAUAAUGACAACAAAAUGGAUAUAGCAGUUGUCGGUCGACUUUCGCAUAAUAUGCAAGUGCUGUUUGGCGAUGGUAAUAAUCUUAAAGAUUAUAUUCAAAUUGUUGUUCCUUUAUUUUCAUCACUUCGAAAAUCUAUUAUUCAUAAUGAUACUCAUGAUUAUAAUAUAAUUAUUAUUGAUGAAGAUAAUAUUGGUGCAAUUGAUUUUGGACAUAUGUGCCAAGCAUUUCUUAUAAGUGAAGUUGCUAUAGCAUGUAUCUAUAUUAUGUUAAAUAAACAAGAUCCAAUUGAUUCAGCAACAAAUCUUAUUCGUGGUUAUAAUCAACUAAACAAAUUUGAAGAUAUUGAAAUUGAUUUAAUUUAUCAUUCUAUUUGUGUUCGACUUGCAAUGAGUGUAACUAUAUGUACUCAUCAAAAAUAA
This is a messenger RNA of Rotaria sp. Silwood1, 2469 nucleotides long. NCBI's taxonomy places the organism in Eukaryota, Metazoa, Rotifera, Eurotatoria, Philodinida, Philodinidae. The record is from the annotation of a GenBank genome assembly.